Dipodomys ordii (Ord's kangaroo rat) is the source of this 447-nucleotide messenger RNA. Its product is annotated as keratin-associated protein 6-1-like. Lineage: Eukaryota; Metazoa; Chordata; Mammalia; Rodentia; Heteromyidae. Gene Ontology annotation, biological process: keratinization. The record is from RefSeq and is a predicted model, not a curated record. Bases 1 to 447 code for a protein of 148 amino acids. The transcript has 2 exons.
AUGGUGAUCCUGCAAUGGAAGGCUGUUUGUGGUCUGCUGUUGACCUUCAUGGGACCUCCCAACUCCCAGCCAUUUCCUCCUAAAGGAGAAAGAGUGAGGACAUAUAAAAGGCCCUCUGCAGGGAGGACUGCUCAGACUCAAGUCCUCUACACUCCUCAUCCACCCAAGGACAACUCAACCACCAGCACCAUGUGUGGCUACUACGGAAAUUACUAUGGCGGCCGCGGCUAUGGCUGCUGUGGCUAUGGAGGCCUGGGCUAUGGCUACGGAGGCCUGGGCUGUGGCUAUGGCUGUGGCUAUGGCUGUGGCUAUGGCAGACUGGGCUGUGGCUAUGGCUGUGGCUAUGGCAGACUGGGCUGUGGCUAUGGCUAUGGCUCCCGUUCUCUCUGUGGCUGUGGCUAUGGUUAUGGCUCAGGCUAUGGCUCUGGCUUUGGCUACUACUAUUGA